Messenger RNA from Symbiodinium sp. CCMP2456, 1892 nucleotides. The record is from the annotation of a GenBank genome assembly. Lineage: Eukaryota; Dinophyceae; Suessiales; Symbiodiniaceae.
GCGUACCAGCCCUGAGGAAAGCCUUUCCGAGUCUCUGCUCUGGCUCCACUGUCGCUGGCUGCAAGGGUGUGCAGCUGCUUCCAGUAUUGACAGCCUUUGACAGCCUGGUGAGCAGUUUCAACUUUGUGCAUGGCACCCUUGGCCUGCGGCUUUCUGUUCAGGAGCUCUUGUCCGCACGGGUCAAGGGCCUCGCUCACGCUCACCUGAAGACUAAGGAAGACGUUGACCAAGCUCCUGCUCUCACUGUGGCUCAACUAAGGUGGUUGGAGUUCUACGCUGCUUCCGCUGACGACCUCUACGAGAAGUUGGUGGCCUGUACGCUGUGCUUCAUGGUCUACGCGCGAGCCCGUCGCAGUGACUUGGCGAGGGCAACACACAUUGACUUUGACCUGACUCUUGAUGGCCUCGAUGGCUUCGUGGAGUGCCGUGUCAAAAACCCGAAGCAAGCCAAAGCAGCCAGUCGUCGCAACCUCUUCUUGCCCCUGACGGCGCUGUUCACUGGCUUGUCAACGGUGCCCUGGGGUGCCACCUUUUUGGCUGUACGCCAAGCCAACGGUCUGUCGACGUCUGGUGCGCUGGACCACCCGAGCAUCCUGGCCAAGGCCCCUGAUGCCGACCUUAGCCUGAUCGCUAAGGUCCGUUCCCACAGCUGCAAGGCGACGCUGAUGAGUUGGGGUGGCAAGGCAGGUCUGAGUGACAAGACGCUGAACUUCCUGGGGUACCACAGUCAUGGCGCGAACAUGGCCAAUGUCGGGUACAGGCGGGAUGCCCUAGCUGGGCCUCUUCGUGAACUGUGUGGAGUUGUUGGCUCUGUUAAAGCUGGAAAGUUCGCACCUGACGAGACACGCAGUGGACGCUGGCGUGAGCCUGCCAGCCCUGUCUCGUCUGCGUCUGUGGUGACUUCUCCGCCGAGUAGCGCGGAAAAGAAGGAGGCUGACCUCCCUGUCGUCGACACCAGUAGUUCCAGUGACUCUUCUGCGCUUGAGGCUGCCAGUGACGGCGAGGACGAGCAGCUUGUCUCCUCUGCCCCUCACUUUCUGGAGAACCUGUUGGUGGUUGGGGGCUUCGCCAUCGCGGCGAACAAGCACAAUGGUCUUCUUCACGUUGUUCGGCAAGAGUCUGGGCGUCUUCUGUGCGGAAGACUUCUGACUGCUGGCUUUUCUGUUUCCAGUUCUGUGGAUGCUGAUGCCAAGAAGUUUUGGCCAGCCUCUGACUGCGAGGCGCAUCUGGUCCUGGCGAAGGCCAAGGAGGAGGGUGUUCAGAUUGUGGCAGUUCUAACCACACAUCAUCACUAUGAUCAUGCAGGUGGGAACGAGGAGAUGGCCAAGCAGGUGCCGGGCAUCAGGAUCUAUGGCGGGCGCAUUGACAAUGUUGCUGCCUGCACCGAUCCGCUGGAGCAUUGCGACAAGUUCAACAUCGGAGCGAUUGAGGUCUGUGCUCUGCACACGCCUGGACACACACGUGGCUCAAUAUGCUACCACUGUUUUGAAGCCGCAGCUCCGCAGGGCUUGGUCUUCACUGGAGACACCUUGUUCGUGGCUGGCUGUGGUCGAAUGUUCGAGAGCACGCCGGAGGAGUUUCACAACUCCCUGGUGAAGGUGCUGGGAGCGCUCCCUGCAGAAACUCUCGUCUAUGUCGGACAUGAUUACACGGUCAAGAACCUGCAGUUCGCUGUCGCGGUGGAGACUGCAAACAAGAACUUGGAGCAGAUGCUCGCGUGGGCCAAGGAGCAGAAGGUUCAGCGCAAGUACACUGUGCCAUCCACGAUGCGCAACGAAUGGCUGAUCAAUCCAUUCCUGCGGUCAGCGGAUGACUCCAUGAGGAGCAUCUGUCCUGGUUGCAGCCCGGUAGAGGUUUUUGCGAAGCUCCGGAAGCAAAAGGACAACUUUUGA